This is a messenger RNA of Hemibagrus wyckioides, 1224 nucleotides long. Its product is annotated as trace amine-associated receptor 13c-like. Bases 1 to 1011 code for a protein of 336 amino acids. The record is from RefSeq and is a predicted model, not a curated record. Gene Ontology annotation, molecular function: trace-amine receptor activity. Gene Ontology annotation, biological process: G protein-coupled receptor signaling pathway. NCBI's taxonomy places the organism in Eukaryota, Metazoa, Chordata, Actinopteri, Siluriformes, Bagridae. The transcript has a single exon. Gene Ontology annotation, cellular component: membrane.
AUGAACACCAAGUUUCAGCAAAACCUGACAGAUGAAUACUGCUUUCCUGACAGCAACUACUCUUGCAGGAAGGAGGUGCGAACCAGCAGCAGUGCCUUCUUCCUCUUCCUCUUCCUGUCAUGCAUCUCUUUAGCCACUGUGCUUCUUAACCUGCUGGUGAUCAUCUCCAUCUCCCAUUUUAAACAGCUGCACACUCCAACCAACCUGCUCAUCAUGUCUCUGGCGGUGGCCGACCUCCUUGUGGGACUCGUAGUGAUGCCUGUGAACAUAAUGGACUUGAUAGAUAAUUGCUGGUAUCUCGGGAGAGCCCUGUGCUCAGUUUAUCCCAUAGUUAAUUAUAUUUCUGUGUCGGCUUCAGCCGGCAGCUUGGUGUUCAUCGCAGUUGAUCGGUACAUCGCCAUAAACAACCCUUUGCUGUAUUCCACCCAAAUCACGAUUUGUAAAACCUCCUUGUUUAUAGUUCUGACCUGGUCUUGUGCUAUUCUGUAUAACACUUUAUUUUAUUUCUUCAGUGGCCACCUGCUCGAUCCGGACAUGUUCAACAAAUGCCUUGGCGAAUGCGUGGUGGUCCAAAGUUACUCUGCCUCUAUGGCAGACUUAUUUAUUACCUUCAUUGGGCCUUGCACCACCAUGCUGUUUUUGUACCUGAGAAUUUUUAAAGUGGCAAGAUACCAGGUCAAAUCCAUCAACACCGUGGAGUGCGACAAUGCACAUGGGCGUGGGGUUAAAAGUGUGAAAAACAAAGCUGUAAAAACCUUAGGCAUUGUCAUUUUUGUGUACCUUUCUUGCUAUAUUCCUUAUUAUUUGAAUUCUCUGUCUGUUGCAAGUCUGUCGUCUAUGUCAGUAGUGUGGAUCGUGCUUAACUGGCUGAUAUACAUCAACUCCUCUUUAAACCCUCUGAUCUAUGCUAUAUUUUACCCCUGGUUCAGAGCCUCUGUUAAGUACAUUGUGACAUGCAGAAUAUUCCAGGCUUCUUCUUCCAUGUUUAAUCUGUUCUCAGAGCCUUUCUGAUUACACAGCCCUCCACAAAAAAAGUAGAAAAUAUCACUUGUAGUGUUGUACUUUACUCUUAUUUAAAAACGAACGCUUUAUCCAAUUUGAUGUAGAUGAUGUGAUGAAUUUGAUUGGGGUAGAGACACAGAUCCCAGAGAUGGAAAUAAAAAAAUGAAAAGGCAGGUUUCAGAUUAUUGUUGUUGUAAUCAUCACCUCGCUGUUUAAUCAUGU